Messenger RNA from Chaetura pelagica (chimney swift), 831 nucleotides. RefSeq names its product coiled-coil domain containing 59 (gene CCDC59). The record is from RefSeq and is a predicted model, not a curated record. Bases 1 to 831 code for a protein of 276 amino acids. The transcript is spliced from 5 exons. NCBI's taxonomy places the organism in Eukaryota, Metazoa, Chordata, Aves, Apodiformes, Apodidae. Gene Ontology annotation, cellular component: nucleus.
AUGAUUUAUAAAACGAGACCAUCGCCACAGCCGUCAGCAGGGAGAGCCUCCUCAGGGGCAGUUCCUCCCAGCACGGCCGCCCUUCCCGCGAACCACGGCGGUUCCACGUCCGCCCUGUUGCCCUGGGAAAGAGGAACGCUCCCGGCGCACACGGGAGGCACGACACAGCGGGAGAGGCUUCAGCUGGAGGCAAAGUCACGGCACAGCCCCUCGGGGCGGCCGCAGGAACGCGGCGGGCAAAGGCGCGGGGAAAAGCGGCUGAGGAGAGCGGUAAUUAAAGGAGAAGUUGGGACUGAGUUGGACUUGCUGCCUUUAGAAACUGUUUUCUUAACGAGUAUUAUUAUAAGACGAGGAUUUGCAUUUCGGAGAAAACAAAAGAUCAUAAGACAAUACAGGAAAUUGUUAAAAAAGGGAAGAAAGAUCAAUCCACAACAGGAUGAUCAGUUUACUGAUACCUACCCGGAGCACUUGAAACAUCUUUACCUGGCUGAGGAAGAAAGGCUUAAGAAACGGCGCAGGACUCCAGGUGAUUCAGUUUCAUCAGAAGAAAAAAUUAAUAAAGCAGCAGAUUCAGUUAUGACUGAAGCGAAGUUUAAGAAGAAAACGUCCAAUCAGAAGGCAAAAGAAGAGUAUGAGAAAAUAAAGGCUGAGCGUGCUAGAAAGAAAGAGGAAGCAGAAAAAAGGAAACAACAAAGAGAAGAAGCUCAACGGCAGUACAAGCAAAAGAAAAUGGAAGCUUAUAAAAUAUUGAGUAAGAAGACAAAAAAAGGACAGCCCAAUCUAAACUUACAAAUGGAGUUUCUUCUUCAGAAAAUACAGCAAAAUACCUAA